Messenger RNA from Colletotrichum spaethianum, 1545 nucleotides. Its product is annotated as carboxypeptidase Y ARB_05721. Gene Ontology annotation, biological process: proteolysis. The coding region runs from base 1 to 1545 and encodes 514 amino acids. Lineage: Eukaryota; Fungi; Ascomycota; Sordariomycetes; Glomerellales; Glomerellaceae. The record is from RefSeq and is a predicted model, not a curated record. Gene Ontology annotation, cellular component: fungal-type vacuole. The transcript is spliced from 3 exons. Gene Ontology annotation, molecular function: serine-type carboxypeptidase activity.
AUGGUCCGGUUUACGUCCCUGGCGGUCUCCGGACUCGCUCUUUUCACGGGAAUCGCAUCCGCGGUCGCGACGCAGAAGGACGUCGAGUCGCCCGAGUUCACAACCUUCUCAGUCCCGGAGCACCCGCACCACGCAAUUCGCAUCAAGGAGCAGAGCGAUGAGAUUUGCAAUGCAGGCUCAAGGCAGUGGACUGGCUGGCUGGACACCGGCGGGAAGCAUCUUUUCUUUUGGUAUUUCGAGAGUUUGAACGAUCCGGAGAAGGACCCUCUCAGUCUCUGGAUGACAGGCGGCCCAGGCGGCAGCGGCCUCGUCGGCCUCAUGCUGGAAUUGGGACCCUGCUUAAUCAACGACAACGGCACGGGCACCGUUCACAACCCUUACGCUUGGAACAGCAACUCAUCCAUGAUCUUUGUCGACCAGCCCGCCGGCACGGGGCUCUCAUACUUUGACAAGGACGUCAUCCCACCCGCGACGUCCUACACGGCCGCCGAGGACAUGAACAUCUUCCUCCGCAUCUUCUACAAGGCCUUCCCGCACCUAGCCACUCUUCCCUUCCACAUCGUUGGAGAGAGCUACGGCGGCCACUACAUUCCCACCCUUGCUGCCGAAAUUGUUCACUACAACACCGAGUCCCCGGCCCCCGACUUCAAGAUCCCGCUGGCAUCCGUGUUGAUUGGUAACGGCUACGUCUCGCCCGCCGACACUACCUGGGGCUUCUACGAGACGCUUUGCACGACGAAGCCCGGCGUCCCGGAGCCUGUCUUCAACUCCAGCAGCUGCGCCAAGAUCGCCGCUGCGCUGCCGAGGUGCAUGUACCUCCAGGAGGCGUGCUACAAGUACCCGGACACCAUCAUCUGUGGGGCCGCGGGCAACUUCUGCUUUGAACACAUUGACUGGCUCUACUACCAAGAUGUCAAGACGGGCGGGCGGAACCCGUUCGACAUCACACGGCCGUGCGAGACGGAGAACAUCUGCUACGGCAUCGGCGAGGGCAUCGAGACGUACAUCAACUCGGACCGGAUCCGGGCCGCGCUCGAGGUCCCCGAGGAGGUCCCCAAGAACUUUAGCCUCAUCUCCUUCGAAGUCAACCGCGCCUUCGAGCUCGCGGGAGACACAUUCCUGAGCACCGAGGCGCAGGUCAAGUACAUUCUCGAGUCGGGCGUCGACGUGCUCAUCUACAACGGCGAUUUGGACCUCGCAUGCAACACGGCGGGCAACGUUCGGUGGACGAACAAGCUGUCGUGGGCCGGGCAGGUCGAGUUCAACGCCAAGGAGCUUGAGCCGUGGUUCGCGGUCAAGGGCGGGAAGAGCGUGCGCGCCGGCAAGUGGAAGCAGGUGACGAAGCCUGCGAGGGGAGGCAGGGAGACCAAGUUUGCCUUUGUGACGGUGGAGGCGUCGGGCCACAUGGUGCCGCUGGACCAGCCCGAGGUCGGGUUGCAGAUGGUGAGGAACUGGCUUUUUGGGGACUUUGGCAAGGCUGCCAAGGGCGGCGUGGAGGUCACGUUGGCUGGAAACGAGGAGCAGUUUGUGGCUUUGGAGUUGUGA